AAUAAACACAAAAAUGGCGACAGUCACGUUACAGCUGCUGCGUCACCAGCUCUUCCUCCUGUAACUGCGGGUGCAAGGAGGCUGCCGGACUCGGGGUGAUGCUGACCGGGAAGAGGGUGCAGAGAUGCAAGGCUGGAGCGGCUGGCGGCGCUGUCUGCGACCAUUCCGGGGGUCUCUGCCCUCCAAUCCCUCCAGGCAGGCGGCAGGGCUCCACAGCGCUUGCAACGUGCCAGCAGCUACAUCCACGAUACUUAAACUUGGUUACCUUUUGGACGAAGACCCUACCCAUCGUGGCAGAGCUGAUGUGCUGGAUGGACGCUCACGUGGAAACCACAUGGGAUGUAAUCAGUUUUGCAGCAUUGGCCGUAUGCAUUAAACAGAAGAGAUGUUUCUAGUCUGAGUGCGCCGUAAAGUUCAACAGCCAUGGCUUUCUGCGCAAAAAUCCGAAAUGCUAGGAAGUAUGAAGUAGAUGCAGCUCCUCCUAAAGGGGUGGAAAUAAAUUUUUACCUGGGAGACAAGUCGCCUAUCCUGUUUACAGAAGGGACGUGUACGGCGGAGGACCUGCUCAUCGAAGCCGCCCGGAAAUGCAAUAUCUCUCCAUUGUGCCACAACCUGUUUGCGCUUUACAGUGAGAAGGAUGAACUCUGGUUGCCUCCAAAUCACCUCUUCAAGAUAGAUGUCAGUACAUCUCUGAAACUUUACUACCGGGUCAGAUUUAUUUUUACUAAUUGGCACGGCACAAAUGAAAAUGAGCCUUCAGUCUGGAGAUAUUACCCCAAAAAGCAGAAAGACAACUAUGACAGCAAGCAGGCCCCCGAUGGGACCCCGAUCCUUGAUGCCAGCUCCUUGGAUUAUAUUUUUGCACAGGGUCAGUAUGAGUUGGUGAAAUGUCUGGCGCCUGUUCGAGAUCCAAAAAGUGACCAUGAGAUGCAUGAAAUAGAGAAUGAGUGCCUUGGGAUGGCAGUGCUAGCAAUCUCUCACUACGCCAUUAAGAAGAACAUGCAGCUGCCAGAACUCCCCAAAGAUAUAAGUUACAAAAGAUAUAUUCCAGAGACGUUAAACCGGACCAUCAAACAGAGGAACAUCCUCACCCGGCUGAGGAUCAACAAUGUCUUCAGGAACUUUCUGAAGGAAUUCAACAACAAAACCAUCUGUGACAGCAGCGUCUCACCCCAUGAUCUGAAGGUGAAGUACAUGUCCACCCUGGAGACACUGACCAAAAAUUAUGGUGCAGAGAUCUUUGAGACGUGGUUAUUGAAUAUUACCUCAGAAAAGCCAUAUAAAAGUCAUGAGGUGCAUGAAGUCAUGGUCACCGGGAAUGACGGGAUUCUGUGGAGGCCGAAGCCAGCGCAAUCGUUCUGCCUCCAGCCGGAACCCAAUGAAAAAGAGAAAAAAACUAAGAAGAAGAAAGACAGUAAAAAUAAAAGCGAUUCAAAGGCGAACAACAAGAAUCAGUGGACCUACUUCUCCUACUUCCCCGAAAUCACUCACAUCGUUGUAAAGGAGGAUACAGUCAUCAUAAACAACCAGGACAACAAGUGUAUGGAACUGAAAGUCUCCUCUCCAGAGGUGGCGCUCUCCUUCACAGCUUUGGUUGACGGCUACUUCAGACUCACGGCAGACGCUCACCACUAUCUCUGCACUGACGUCGCUCCUCCUCUGAUCGUGCACAACAUAAUGAAUGGUUGUCAUGGUCCAAUAUGUACGGAAUAUGCCAUAAAUAAACUCCGACAAGAAGGCAGUGAAGAGGGGAUGUACGUAUUGAGGUGGAGCUGCACGGAUUUCAGUCACAUUCUUAUGACUGUGGCCUGCUCCAAAAUAUCCCAGUACGAAUCCAAGAAUCUGAAACAAUACAAAAAUUUUCAAAUCGAAGUCAGAGACAAGACGUACUGUUUACUGGGCUCGGACCGUGUCUUCGACAACCUGAAGCAGCUGAUGGAGCACUUAAAGGGGCAGGUCCUUAGGACAGAUGACGUAAGCUUCACGCUGAAAAGAUGUUGCCCUCCUAAACCAAGAGAAAUUUCAAACCUUCUGAUUGCAACAAAGAAGGCAAUGGACUGGCAGCCGGUGUACCACAUCAGCCAGCUGAGCUUCCACAGAAUUCUUAAAGAUCAGAUUUUACAAAUGGAGCAUCUGGGAAGAGGAACCAGAACUCAGAUCUAUGCAGGAAAACUCAACUACAGAGAUGAUAACGACAGCGAACCAAGCGGUUCAGAAAAAGACAUUAAGGUCAUCCUGAAAGUACUGGACGCCAGCCACAGGGAUAUCUCUCUGGCAUUUUUUGAGACGGCGAGUCUUAUGAGGCAGGUGUCCCACAAGCAUAUUGUCCUGCUCCACGGCGUAUGUGUACGAGAUGUGGAAAAUAUCAUGGUUGAAGAAUUUGUGGAUUUUGGCCCCCUGGAUCUGUUUAUGCACCGAAAGAGUGAACUUCUCACAACUCCAUGGAAAUUCCAGGUUGCCAAGCAGCUUGCAAGUGCCCUCAGCUAUCUGGAAGAUAAAGACUUUGUGCAUGGAAACGUCUGUACAAAGAACAUCCUACUAGCCAGAGAAGGGAUUGACAACGAGUGUGGUCCAUUUAUAAAGCUGAGUGACCCCGGCAUCCCAAUAACUGUGCUCACUAGACAAGAGAGAGUGGAACGGAUUCCCUGGAUUGCUCCAGAAUGUGUUGACGACUCCAGAAUAUUGAGCGUUGCAGCGGAUAAGUGGAGUUUUGGGACCACAUUGUGGGAAAUCUGCUUCAAUGGAGAGGUUCCUCUGAAGGAUAAGACGCUGGCAGAGAAAGAAAGAUUUUAUGAAGGCGGUUUCAUGUUAACAAAACCUUCAUGUGUGGAGCUGGCCAAUCUGAUCAUCAACUGCAUGAACUACGACGCCAACAGAAGACCCUUCUUCCGAGCAAUAAUGAGGGAGAUCAAUAAGCUGGAGGAGCAGAAUCCAGACAUUGUUUCCGAAACUUCUCAUUUUACACAAGUUGAUCCAAGCUUGUUUGAGAAGAGGUUCCUGAAGAGAGUUCGGGACUUGGGAGAGGGACACUUUGGGAAGGUGGAGUUAUGUCGAUACGAUCCUGAAGGUGAUAACACCGGGGAGUUGGUGGCUGUAAAAUCCCUGAAGCCAGGAACAGGAGGAACCCACAUCUCCGACCUCAACAAGGAGAUCCAGAUCCUGCGCAAUCUGUACCAUGAUAACAUAGUCAAGUACAAGGGGAUCUGUGCUGAGGACGGUGGCAGCGGCAUUAAAUUAAUCAUGGAGUAUCUUCCUUCUGGAAGUCUAAAGGAAUAUUUGCCGAGGAACAUCAACAAGAUAAACCUAAAGCAGCAGCUUCAGUAUGCCAUUCAGAUCGCAAAGGGCAUGGCUUAUUUGGGCUCCUGUCAGUACGUCCAUCGCGAUUUAGCUGCAAGAAACGUCCUGGUGGAAAACGAGCACAGAGUGAAGAUCGGAGACUUUGGAUUAACCAAAGCGAUUGAAACGGACAAGGAGUAUUACACGGUGAAGGACGACCUGGACAGUCCGGUGUUCUGGUACGCCCCCGAAUGUUUGCUGCACUGCAAGUUCUACAUCGCCUCCGACGUCUGGUCAUUCGGAGUCACCUUGUAUGAAAUACUGACCUACUGUAAUUCUGAGUACAGUCCAAUGACGAUGUUUCUCAAAAUGAUUGGACCAACUCAAGGCCAGAUGACAGUCACUCGUCUCGUCAGGGUUUUGGAAGAAGGAAAACGUCUACCUCCUCCUAAAAACUGCCCUGAUGAGGUCUAUCAACUGAUGAAGAAAUGCUGGGAGCAAAACCCAAGUAAUCGCGAUUCCUUCCAGACCUUAAUCCAAGGCUUCACAGAUCUGAUAAAUAAGAUGUAACUUGGGUGGAAGACGACUAGAAUUGCUGCUCCCAUGGAUGCAUAAUCUAUAUCCAGAACGUCAGUCUUCCUGUGCGAGACUAAAGCCUUUCUACUGGACGGUUCGGCACCAGUGGGGCUUAACCAGUGACCUACGCACAGUGCCCAAAGACACCUGCCUGGGUUAUCCCAUGAACCAUAUGAAUACAUAGACUGUGGAAUCCAUUCUGAAGAUAUUCAGUUCUUGACCCUUCUGGAUCUUUCUGCUUCAGCCGAAGGGCAAACAAGGGAGCAGACCACAGACUCGGAGCGACAGCACUUAAGACUCAGCAUCACAUUAUAGUUCAUCAUAUCUGUAUAUCAUCUUAUAGUGAUGCAGGAAUGGUUUAUGGCUUUUCUUGGAAUUUCAGCUCUACCACCUGAGAUUGGUGCCAUAUAGUUACUUUAUUAUCUAGCGGUCAGUCUAAACGAGUACAUAGUCUGUAGGCAGCCGCUUGCAUCUCUGCAUAGAAGCCAGUGCUGACUGUAGAUUUAUCAGCGUUCUCCACAUGUAGCAUUUUCCAGUAACUCCUCCACUAGUAAGCUGCUCUCAGUCCCUCAUCAUUGCAGGGCUGUCUGGUUCUUGUCUAUUGAUUGCUAUAUUCUCUGUUUUAUCAGUAGUAGGAAACAUCAGUUUAUUUUUUUGGACAGGG
Bufo gargarizans (Asiatic toad) is the source of this 4516-nucleotide messenger RNA. RefSeq names its product Janus kinase 1 (gene JAK1). Lineage: Eukaryota; Metazoa; Chordata; Amphibia; Anura; Bufonidae. The record is from RefSeq and is a predicted model, not a curated record. Gene Ontology annotation, cellular component: cytoskeleton; membrane; cytosol. The transcript is spliced from 26 exons. Bases 424 to 3846 code for a protein of 1140 amino acids. Gene Ontology annotation, molecular function: cytokine receptor binding; non-membrane spanning protein tyrosine kinase activity; ATP binding. Gene Ontology annotation, biological process: hemopoiesis; intracellular signal transduction; cell differentiation.